GCCCUUUCGAUUCUUUACGUAGACAUAUGUGUAGAUGGACAUAUAUAGUAGGGUCAGGUUUGCCCCGGCAUGUCGAUAGCGUCAAUCAGUCGGUCGACAAAGACUGUGCUCAUGUAUGCUAAUCUACUUUUUCCGAAACAGCUUCUGUGCGAUGGGAUGAUCUGCUAUAUGGCCUCCUUUCAUCGUAUACACGUUGGCUUCCACCUUCUGGAACAGGCACCAUGCUAGCUUUCCGACUUUUUCCUUAUCAAAGCCACGCACCACAAUGAGAUCCCCUUUCUUGCCUAGCUCCACCUUGGCAUCCCCAGCGCUCCCCUUGGCGAUGCGGGUGCAGUCCAUGGCCUUGACUCCGACACCAAGACGAAUCAUCAGAUGCGGAUAGUCGGGCUCCCAAUAAGCCUUGACUCCCCUACCAUGCAGCACUAUCUGCACAGCCCAUCCGCGAGUCUGUCGGUGGAGGGCGUUCUCGAUCGUGUGCGUCUGCACCUUCCUCGGGUCAACGGAUCCCACCAUGCAGAGGUCCUCAUUGUCAGUCCUCAUGUGGUACAUCGUCUGCGGGUACUUCUGGUUUCCUCGGAAGAAGUAUUCGCCUCCCAGGUGAGCCACCACUCCCGGCCACUUCAUCCAGUGCUGCUCGCGGGGCCAAGGGGAAGAUCUUUGCUUGGGCAGCUCAGUCCAUCGGUGGUUGGUGUGAGUUUCAGUCUCGCCGAAAAAUUCGUUGACGCCCCACUUGGCUACGCCGCGUUGCUGUUGAUGAAUGGCAGAUGAACAGGGGGUCAUACGACGCGGCAAAAGCGUCCCACGACAUAAGGACCUCAUCCGACAAGUGGAG
Molecule: messenger RNA, 832 nt
Organism: Vitrella brassicaformis
Lineage: Eukaryota; Vitrellaceae
Source: the annotation of a GenBank genome assembly